AUGAGCCCCUUUCAAGCUCUUUAUGGGUACAUUCCUCCUCACCUAGCUUUUCCAUCAACUACUACUACUUCUGUCACAGAGGUGCCAGCUUACAUGAAGCAGAGGGAUGCUAUGCUUUCUCUCUUAAAAGACAACCUCCACCAGGCUCAAGAAAUAAUGAAGUUUUUUGCUGAUCAAAAGAGGAGUGAGAGGGUGAUUGAGGUGGGAGACAUGGUUUACCUUAAGCUGCAACCUUAUAGACAAACAUCAGUGGCAUUGAGAAGAAACCUCAAACUAACAGCUAAAUUCUAUGGGCCAUCCAAAGUGUUGCAGAGGAUAGGAGCUGUAGCUUACAAGUUGGAAUUACCUCCAGAGGCUAGAAUUCAUCCAAUUUUCCAUGUCUCCCAACUGAAGAAGCAGGUUGGUGCCUCUAUUAUUCCUUUCCCAACUAUACCAACUUUGGAUACAGAUGGAAAAAUCCUAGUUAUUCCUGCAGCAGCCUUGGACUCCAAAACCAUCAUUAUAGAUGGAGUUUUUGUACCUCAACUUCUGAUUAGGUAG
Messenger RNA from Papaver somniferum (opium poppy), 540 nucleotides. RefSeq lists its product as uncharacterized. The transcript has a single exon. NCBI's taxonomy places the organism in Eukaryota, Viridiplantae, Streptophyta, Magnoliopsida, Ranunculales, Papaveraceae. The coding region runs from base 1 to 540 and encodes 179 amino acids. The record is from RefSeq and is a predicted model, not a curated record.